Messenger RNA from Chanos chanos (milkfish), 450 nucleotides. RefSeq names its product glial cell derived neurotrophic factor b (gene gdnfb). Lineage: Eukaryota; Metazoa; Chordata; Actinopteri; Gonorynchiformes; Chanidae. Bases 1 to 450 code for a protein of 149 amino acids. Gene Ontology annotation, molecular function: glial cell-derived neurotrophic factor receptor binding; receptor tyrosine kinase binding; growth factor activity. Gene Ontology annotation, biological process: negative regulation of neuron apoptotic process; peripheral nervous system development; positive regulation of branching involved in ureteric bud morphogenesis. The transcript has a single exon. The record is from RefSeq and is a predicted model, not a curated record.
AUGGCCCUACUCCACCCAGACACCUCAGAGGAAGUGCUGGCCUUCAUCCAGGCCACUGUUAGCAGGCUGAAGAGAUCCUAUCAGAAAGGACAGACAGAUGCAAACGGAGAAGUGAAAAGAGAGAGGGGGAAGGAGCGGAGGAAGAGUGGGCGGGGCCGUAGAGGUUGCGUGCUAAAGCGGAUUCAGUUAAACGUGAGUGAUCUUGGCUUGGGUUUUCGGAGCAAAGAGGAGCUGUUUUUCAGCUACUGCACUGGUGCCUGCACCAGGUCCCUCACAAACUAUGACAAAAUCCUCAACAGUCUCACACGGAACCGCAGCCUGUUCCCCGAAACACCGCCACAUGUCUGCUGCAGACCUGUUGCCUAUGACGAUGACCUGUCUUUCCUUGACGACGACCUAAUAUACCACACCAUGAGAAUGCACUCAGCUAGACAGUGUGGCUGUGUUUGA